This is a messenger RNA of Teleopsis dalmanni, 1036 nucleotides long. RefSeq names its product F-box/LRR-repeat protein 15 (gene jet). Bases 58 to 978 code for a protein of 306 amino acids. The transcript is spliced from 3 exons. Lineage: Eukaryota; Metazoa; Arthropoda; Insecta; Diptera; Diopsidae. Gene Ontology annotation, molecular function: protein binding. The record is from RefSeq and is a predicted model, not a curated record. Gene Ontology annotation, biological process: SCF-dependent proteasomal ubiquitin-dependent protein catabolic process. Gene Ontology annotation, cellular component: SCF ubiquitin ligase complex.
AAAAAAUUUGUUGUUUGGAGUAGGCCGUCAAAUAGAAAAAUUCAUAUAAUUAAUAUUAUGGAUAUCUCAAAUGUGCAUAAAUUAAUUGUGACAGAGUCAAAUAUUGACAAAACGCAAGAUGCUGAAGACGUUCCAUACACUGAUACUGAGCUAAACCUUUUCGAUAUUAGUUGGUCUGAUGUUCUCAUACCCAAUGUGGCUGAAUGUUUAUCCUUGAAGGAUUUAUUCAAUUUACGUUGCUGUUCACAUGAGGCAAAACGUUUUGCAGAGGCAGCCCUGGAGAUGCGCAAAGAAGUAGACCUAGCGGGUAAUAACAGCAACAAUAUUGAGCGUGCUUUUGGUGUUAUAGCCAAAUGCUGUAGACGUUUGGAAACUAUUCAGCUAGCAAGAUGUUUUUGGUUAAAAGAUGAACUCAUGUUACCAAUACUUGCUAAGAAUACUCGUUUGCGUGUGGUUAAUCUAAAUGAAUGCGUCAAUAUUACUCCAUUGGCUUUGCAACCUAUUAUAAUUGAAUGUAAGGAUUUGCGUGUUUUGAAGCUGUCACGUUGUCAAUGGCUUACAACUGGUGCAGUUGAUGCGUUAACUUUGCAUCAAAAUAACUUGGAAGAAUUUGAUAUUUCGCAUUGCCAAACCAUUGGAGAACGUUGCUUAAUUAUAUUCUUCAGAAAGCUGAACAAACUCACUGUGCUUUCACUGGCCAACACUCCCAGUGUUACUGAUCAAGUACUUAUUCAAAUUGCAAAUUAUUGCCGUUCAUUGAUGCAUAUCAAUUUGGUUGGUUGUACAGCAAUAAGUGACUAUGGUAUACUAGCAAUCUCUACUCAUUGCACACGUCUGCAGUCGUUGUUCAUUCGUCGUUGCCCUCACGUUACCGAGCGCGCACUAGCACCUCUGCGCAAGCGUAUGUUCAUAGAUAGACCAGUGCAUUCGGCAUUUCCGCGCUAUCCUGCUUACCUUAGUGACUUUCUUAUUUACUAACUAUAGAGAUAUUUUAUUUAUGUUCUUCAAUUAUUUUAUUAAGAUUUUUUGUUGUUGU